Lathyrus oleraceus (garden pea) is the source of this 3409-nucleotide messenger RNA. RefSeq names its product zinc finger CCCH domain-containing protein 41. The record is from RefSeq and is a predicted model, not a curated record. Gene Ontology annotation, cellular component: nucleus. Lineage: Eukaryota; Viridiplantae; Streptophyta; Magnoliopsida; Fabales; Fabaceae. The transcript has 5 exons. The coding region runs from base 274 to 3045 and encodes 923 amino acids. Gene Ontology annotation, molecular function: RNA binding; metal ion binding.
UUUUGAUUAAAGGUGUGUUCGUAUUGUGUGUAGCUGUUUUGUUUCCUUUCUUCCAACCCAACCCCCAAAUUCAUUCCUUCUUCGUACUCUCACGGCAGCCACUUUCCGUUCAAUCGCCGCCAUCGUCAACUCUCAUCGCCUCCACGCGACGCGACUCUUUCUUCCUAAGGUCCAUCUGUAUUUCUAGAAUUAUUCUAAGCAACAUAACCCGGCUUAUCAUUCCUAGUUGGGAUUCAAAGAAGAUACCAUAAAUAUUUCGUUAUACGGAAAUAAAUGGAGCUUAAAGCUUCAUCUCCAAAACCAGAGUCUGCUGUGCCAUCUGAUUGCGCCAGUGAUCCUGAAGAGAAAGAAGUGAGCGAUGACGAUGACGAUGAUAGGAAUCAUAAGCAUCGGAGGAAGGAUGAUCAUUCUCAAUCAUUGGAGAGAGAUGUUUUAGAUCCUGUAAUUAACAGGUCAUUCAGAAAGCGUAACAAAAAUUUUGGGAAUCGUCAUCCAUUUAGAGAAAAUGAAUCCAUGGCCUUUGAAACACUGAAAACUUACAGCGAUGCCACCACAGAUAAAGAUUUUUAUUCCAAGUUCGACAGAAGGCGCCAUGGGAUGACUUCAGUUCCCCGAACACCUUUUGAUAUGAAUCAAAGGUUACGACCAAGCCAAUCAUUUGCUGGAGAUCCUGGCGCUGGUAGGGGAAGAGGCAGGGAUUCAGGUUUUUGGAAUCAACGGGAAUCCAGGUUCAGCUCAAUUGAUGUUGCUUCACAAAUGGUUCAGCAGGGGUCCUUUCCUCCAGCCCUUUAUACUGGACGCGGGUUACCAAAUAUAUCAAAUGCACAAAAUGCUUCUUGGAAUACAUUUGGUUUAAUUCCAGCCGUACCCAACGGUGGCUUAGACAUGCUUCAUCCAAUGGGUUUACAAGGGGCGCUCAGACCACCCAUUAAUUCAUCUUUAAAUGUGAAUAUUCCCCGUCAACGAUGCAGAGAUUUUGAGGAACGUGGAUUUUGCCUUAGAGGGGACAUGUGCCCUAUGGAACAUGGUGUUAAUCGAAUUGUCAUUGAAGAUGUUCAGAGUCUUUCACAGUUCAACCUUCCUGUUUCGCUUUCAAGUGCACACCUAAUUGGAGCACCUGCUGGAUCUGGAUCACUACAUUCAGUAAAUGCUUCAACCGCUUCAAUGAACAGCAAAUGUAAAUCUGGAAUAAUUUCCAAGUCCGUUGUCAGCGAUGUUGGUUUGCCGAUGGAUGGUGAAUAUCCUGGUCCUGGUUGCACAAGUGGAGCUGAUCUUUAUGAUCCAGAUCAACCACUGUGGAAUGAUAGGGGUCUGGAAUCUUCAAAUGCACUCCUAAAUAUGCAGUCAUCAAAGAUUGAUGAUGCCGAGCCUAUGUCUUGUGAUGCUCCAAAUAGUGUUUGUCCAGUCGAAGCUACCAGAACUUCUGUCAGUUUACAGGGUGCCAGUUCAUCUGUCUGGGGCAGAAUUGGUAGUUCAAAAAGUAGAUUUGGCACGAAAGAAAAAUCUAACCCUACAAUGAGCUCUUUCCAUUUUCCUGAUAAUCAAUUAAAGGAAGAUAAUGAUGAAUUAAUAGGUUCUCACAACACUUCCAGUCAAGGUAAGCAAAUCAUAGCAGAUGAUGCCAUCUCAAGAGCCUUGGAAGCAUCUUUGAAGGCACAGGCUGAUAUGCGUAACAUACGUAAACCAUCACAGAAGGCAUUGCGUACUCUAUUUGUAAAUGGGAUACCUCAUAAAAUUAACAGGAGGGAGUCUCUUCUUGCUCAUUUUCAGAAGUUUGGGGAAGUUACCGACAUUCAUAUUCCAAUAAACAGCGAACGAGCUUUUGUCCAAUUCUCCAAGAGAGAAGAGGCUGAAGCUGCUCUGAAGGCACCUGAUGCUGUAAUGGGCAACCGUUUCAUCAAGCUGUGGUGGGCUAAUCGUGACUGUAUUCGUGGUGAUAAUUCUACUGCAAGUGGGAAUGGUGCAACUGUAACUCCCCACGGGCAACCACCCACUUUCGUUCAAUCUCAUCCAGUGGCCACGGAUAGGAGAAAAGAUAUACAUCAACCUGAUGCUUCAAGGACUAUGUUUGAAGGAUCAUCACCUUCGGAUUUACCAAAGCCAUUCAUUGCAGAUGCAGCCAAGGUUGCGCCUCCUUUGCAGAGGAAGCUUGAAAGCUUAGAGCAUCUAAAGGAACAACUGCGCAAGAAGCAGGAAAUUCUGGACCAAAAGCGUAACGAGUUCAAGCGCCGGUUGAACAAAUUUGAGAAACAUGCUACAGGACCCAAGGGUGAAGUUGUCACUGAGAAAUCUGCCAAGAGACUCAAAACGAGCAUGGCGUCUGAUGUAGUCAAACCGUCUUCCCCUAUAUCGUCUGAUGCUGAUAUUGGUAUGUCAUCUCCACAUGCGGAGACAACAGUGGAUAAGAAUAAACAGUUGGUCAAAACUGCUUCUCAAAGUCCUAAAGCAAAUACACCAAUGAGACUACAAGAACUUACAGGCUUGAGGCAGUCAAUUCAACCAUUAGGGCCUGUUAAUAGAUACAAAUUGGAUAACCGUCCCACUGCAUUUAGAAUCAUCCCACCUUUGCCAGUUGGUCUAGCAAAUGUUGCUGCUUUGAAGGAACACUUCUUACCAUAUGGUGAACUUUCCGCUGUAGAGUUAGAAGAUGUGCAAGUCAAUGACAGUAGUGAGCAAGAUGCACGUCUAAAUUUCACUACUCGUGGAGCAGCUGAGCAGGCCUUUAUAAAAGGUAAAUGCUGGAAAGACCAUAACCUUAAAUUUGUGUGGUUGGCACCUACCAAUUCUGGCAAUGGCAAUGCCACUGUUAGUAGAGAGCGUUCUCUAUCUGCUCCUCCCAGGGAGCCCUUGGAUACAGAAGGGCAAUCUGAAGAAAAGUUAGGAAACUCUGUAAACCAUGAAUCAAUUGUGUCUGACGGUGAGCAUAAAUAUUCUGAAACUAAAAGUCCUUCGGGGCUUAUGAAAAAGGAACAAGAUGAAGAUCUCCAGUGUACCACCAGUCGAGUUUCUUCGGCCAAACAAUCACCCGAGGACAAUGUCUGUUGAGAGGAUCUGUUGAUGGUCAGAUUUGUACAGCGAGGUAAAAUUUUAAAUCUAUUAAACUCUAACUUUCAGGGGCAUUUUUUUUAUAUCAAUUUCUAAAAAAUUAUUAUUCCAUGUUCCUUUGGUCAAUGUUAAGACAUGUAAAGUUCCUUCUAUUUGGCCACCUCUUGUAUUUGGUGGUAUUAAUCGAAUGGUGCAUCAUGUUAUAUCUCAGCUUUUGGAUAGUUCUCUUGUAGGAUAAAAUUUUUGAAUUACAACAUUCUGUUAAAAGCCAUUGAACAGUUACUUGACAUAUUUGGGAACCCUUCCCUUUUUUGUUUUAUAGCAACAGUAGAAUAAUAUAAUUGAAGCGGUUAGUUUAACUUCA